Crotalus tigris (Tiger rattlesnake) is the source of this 4154-nucleotide messenger RNA. RefSeq names its product solute carrier family 22 member 17 (gene SLC22A17). Gene Ontology annotation, molecular function: transmembrane transporter activity. Gene Ontology annotation, biological process: transmembrane transport. The coding region runs from base 442 to 2712 and encodes 756 amino acids. The record is from RefSeq and is a predicted model, not a curated record. The transcript has 10 exons. Gene Ontology annotation, cellular component: membrane. NCBI's taxonomy places the organism in Eukaryota, Metazoa, Chordata, Lepidosauria, Squamata, Viperidae.
AAUAUAGCAGAAGCGUUCGAGGGGCGCGGAGUAUGGAAAAACGCUGGGAGACGCUGUCUGAAAGGGGCAGAAGUUAAGAAACACCUGGAGGGGAGUUUAAAAUCGGGCAUCUUGCCGGGAACCCAGGCUGGCAUUCACACACGAGAUGCGCGUGAAAUCAGCCCCCCCAAAAAGUCCGUGCAAAAGGAAGGAAGGAAGGAAGGAAGGAAGGAAGAGAAAGAAAGAAAGAAAGAAAGAGUGAAUUUUAAUUUCCGCCUUUGGAUACGACUGGCCGGAUCUUCUGAACUACAACUCCCGGCAUGAAAGAAAGAAAGAAAGAAAGAAAGAAAGAAAGAAAGAAAGAAAGAAAGAAAGAAAGAAAGAAAGAAAGAAAGAAAGAGUGAAUUUUAAUUUCCGCCUUUGGAUACGACUGGCCGGAUCUUCUGAACUACAACUCCCGGCAUGAAAGAAAGAAAGAAAGAAAGAAAGAAAGAAAGAAAGAAAGAAAGAAAGAAAGAAAGAAAGGGAGUGAAUUUUAAUUUCCGCCUUUGGAUACGACUGGCCGGAUCUUCUGAACUACAACUCCCGGCAUGCCUCCUUAAUGCCGCCGCCCCCCCCUUCCCCCCCAAACAUUGCGGAAGGCUCCUCCGACCAGCGGCUGGGAGAGCUCCUCCCCCGGCUGCGCCCGAUCCGAGCGCUCCCCUCGCCCGCGCAAAAGCUGGGAUCGCCCGUGGCUCCUUGCCAGCCCCAACCACGCCUGCCCGGGUGGCCGCGAGGCUGCUGCCGACGCCCCCCUCCCCAAAUCCGAAGUCAAACCCUGCCCGGGUCCAGCCUAGCCGGGCUGGAGGAAGAGAAUUGCAGCGGGCGCCAGGUUGCAGAUCCUGGCCGCCGCCCGGGUCCCUAAAGAAGGCGAGGAGGUCGCUACGUCGGGCUGGGGGCGGCGGCUCCGGGUGGAGGUGGAGGCGGCCGAGGGGCGGGGACUGCCGGCUCCCUCGGCCUGUGCUUCCCGGGCGGCGGCGGCCCGGCUUCGGGGUGUCUUGCAGCCGGCGGUGGGCGCCCACCCGGCGCUUGACGCUUCCCAUGGAUACCAGCCCCCCGAUCCCAGAUCCCGGGGGUCCCCGAAGGGAUUUUACCACCUCGGCUUCUCAGCUGGGCCCUCCCUCCUUCGAAUGGCUGCUGGGGCGCCUCGGGGCCCGGGGCCAACGUCGGCAGCGCCUUCUCCUGGCUCUCAGCUGCCUUCCCUGCCUCCUUCUGGGCUUGGCCUUGGGCUCGGAUGCCCUCUUUGCUCUCACCCCUGCCCAGUGCCGGGACCCCAACGGCACUAAACUCCCCGAGAAUGCCACCUGUGACGGGCCCCACUGGCAGAGUGGGGGGUCCUCCAGACUCCCCGUCCUCACCAGCAACCCGGUGACCGAGUGGAACCUGGAUCGCUCUGGAAGUUGGGUCAUCCCUCUGGAGCAGAUCUGUUUCCUCCUCGGCUUUGCGGCAGGAGCUGUUUUCCUGGGUCACCUGGCUGACAGUGUAGGACGGCGAAGUACCUUCUUCCUGUCUCUGAUUCUUGGCUGUCCAGCAGGCAUCCUGGCAGCCUUUGCAGCUUCUCCCUCCAUCUUCAUACUGGGCCGGUGCCUCUGGGCUACCAUGUUGGGAGCUUUACAACUCGCCCUCUAUAUCACCCGUUUGGAGUUGUGUUGUCCUUCACAACGGCUCCCGAUGACCAUGGCGGGAGACCUCGUCCAGGUGGGAGGACAAUUCCUUCUGCUGGGACUGGCGUGGACCUGCGGCAGUUGGCGGGUGCUACAAGGCGUUAUCUCAGCCGGAAUGGGGCUUUGCCUACUCUAUGGCUGCCCUGGACUGUUCCCUGAAUCUCCCCGUUGGCUCCUGGCAACCCGUCGAACAGCUGAGGCCAAGAAGGUCUUGUUCGCCCUGUGCCAAGAUGGCAGCGCCCAGGAAUCCGAGACCCGAGAGGCGAUGGAGGAGCUGGACAACGCUUGUCACCUGCCUGCAGCUGCCCAGAUCUCACUCCGCACUCUCCUGUCCUGCAGGAACAUCUGGAAAAACAUUCUGAUCCUGGGUUUUACCACAUUCAUAGCCCACGCGAUCUGCCACUGUUACCAGCAGGCCUGGGAGUCCAUGGAGGACCCGCGCACCAAGUUCUACUUCCCCUUCCUGUUGUCAGCUGGCAGCGCCGGCCUCGGUUGCCUCUUUCUCUGCCUCACCGUCGGUCGGUAUGGACGGCGCGGGAUUCUGCUCCUCACCACCACCCUGACUGGCAUCGCCUCUCUGAUCCUGCUGGGGCUGGGAGAAUAUCUCAACAACGCGGCCCGAAGAACGUUUUCCAUUCUUGGUCUCUUCACCUCCCACGCGGCCGGCUCGCUCAGCGUCUUUUUCGCGGCAGAAGUCAUCCCCACUGUGAUCAGAGGGAAGGGGUUUGGCAUUAUCCUGGCCUUGGCGUCCCUCGGAGGGCUGAGCGCCCCCUUGCUGCGGGUGCGAGAGCAGCAUGGCUCCUUCCUCGAACACAUCGUCCUGGCCUCCCUCAACAUCCUGGCCCUGCUCUGCCUGCUGCUGCUGCCCGAGACCAAACGCAAACCCUUGCCCGAAGGCCUGCAGGACGGAGAACUUUAUCGGAGGCCUUCGCUGCUCCGGCGGGCCGGCGAGUCUGCGGGCCGGGACUCCGAGGGGGCGUCACGGCGAGACGACGUGCCGUUGCUUUCCACCCCGAAUCCUGCCAGCUGAUGUCACGGCGGGCUUGGUUUUGGCCUCAGUGUGGGUUUGCCAUCGUGGUUAGGGUGGGCUCGUCCAGUGAACGCAAGGGCCGAAGGGAGGCCGUGAGGGGGAAAAAAAUCAGAUUUUUGGCCUUUUUUCCUGCUUCUGAUGUCGCACUGAAGCAGCAGCGGCAACUCGUUGGGUAAACGGGCGGACUAAAUUUGCGGCCCUUGGGAACCAGGAUUCGUAGCUAGUUGCCCCAAAAUAGCCAGAGCAGUAUUUCUCGAUCUCAGGCACUUCAAGAUGUGUGGAUUUCAAUUCCCAGAAUUCCCCAGCCAGCGUUACUGGCUGAGGAAUUCUGGGAGUUGAUGUCCAGACAUCCAUACACCAUCCUUUAUUCCCAAAACAAGCUGAAAUUUGAAACGAAAGCUAAGCCAGACUUUCAAGGAUGAAGACGUUUUGCAAGACAGAAAGGAAAAAAAUCUGAAAAAUAUCUUCCCGGAUGAGAAUUUUUAACAGCCUUUCUACUUUUGGGCAACGGAAAGAUUUGGGGGUUUACAAAUGGGGUCAAAGUGUCGAAGGGCUUCGCUAGGAGGUCGGGCUGAUCCUCCGUUUUUUUUUUUAAAUCUUUCUUGGAUUUUUUGUUUUUAAAGUUCUUGGAGGCACAGUUUGGGGAGGUGGGAGAUAAUUCUGGUUUGUUUGUUUUUUCUCGUUUUAUCGAUGUAGCACAGGGGAAACUUAGGGCCCCGGAGUCAGUCUAUGGAUUGAGCUCCGAGGGCAGAAUCCAGAUUGUUCGACCUAUGCAUUCCUCUUGUUUUUAAUAAUUGUGUCUGUGACACGUAUCUCUUUCGCAAAGGGCUCGCUGCAUUCAGGACGUUGGAUCAGAGGUGAUGAAAUCCUAAAGUGGAAUCUUGGGAUUUAUUUCCAAGGUGUGGUUUUCCUUCCCUCCCCGAGAGAAACUGCUGAUUAGAUCAGACAAAGAUUAUUCUUCCUUGCUUUUUUAGGAAAACAGUGAGUUUGGUCUGGGCAUCAAAAAUGUCCGAUCAGCCCAUUCUUCACUAGGCCAAUUCUUCAUUUAAUGUCUGUGGAGAUUCUCAGUCAUCUAGGUCAAAGGUGCUUUUUUUCACCUGGACUUUCUUGUUUUUUUUGGAAAAUGUUUCGCUUCUCAUCCAAGAAGCUUCUUCGGCUCCGGCUGCACAGUGGGAAACGGGAGGGUUGAUAGUCCUUUGCAUUCCUCUGGUCAUUUGCAUUCUUUUAGAGAGUCGUUGAGGCCACUUGGAUGCCAACUCUGUCAAAAUUGAGCAGAAGGGGAGGGAUAUGCCAUCCUCUCUCUCCAGUCUACCCCACAAUCAGCAGCUCCAAGAAGGCUCCACCCCCACUUGCACCAUUCAGGCGACCCUGAGGACACAGAUCAACCUCCAAAUGGGCUCAACGACUCUCUAAAACAGUGGUUCUCAACCUUUUUAAUGCUG